Zootermopsis nevadensis is the source of this 1489-nucleotide messenger RNA. The record is from RefSeq and is a predicted model, not a curated record. Lineage: Eukaryota; Metazoa; Arthropoda; Insecta; Blattodea; Termopsidae.
GUUACCCUUCUCACAAAGAAGACAUGUCGCAGAAGAUUUUGUAAUCCCAUGGCAUACAACUUCGAGGGACACUGUUACUUCCUUCAAAAACUUCAACAACAAGAUGCUGUUUGCUGGUGCUCUUGGACUCCAGCGAAAGGAGAACGUCGACAUUCAUUCAGCACGACACUUCACGAAACGAGCCACAUUGAGCGCGAAAGAUUUCUCGGGACUGGCGUUUCAAACAAAGGAUUGGGAAACCUCCAGGCAAAGCAAGGCGCGAGAGAACUUCGGUCCACACACUUGUCCUCCGGGAACACUUCCAGGGGUUCAGGAACGGACGAAUCUCGCAGUAAGCACUUCGGGACACGCGCAGGAGAGGCCGAAACCUCUCCUGCGAGCCGUAGAGAAGGCAAGGAAAUUUCUGGAGAACCUCGUACCGAUGUCGAAAGCAGCGAGGUAGAAAAUAACAGACGCACUGUCUCCGCCCAGAAUUCGGCUGCUGACAUAACUAGUGAAAAUCCACGCAGUGAAGAGAUGACAAGCCGUCGCUGGAAUUACUCAGUUACGACUAUGAAUGCCGAAACAGACGGCAACAGCACUUCUGCGUAUGAGCCCGGUGCGGGCAAUGUAUCGGCUGUGGCCGAUGAUGACGCUGCAAUUUCUCCGAACACGGACGAGACAACGUCUAUCGCCUCUGAGCCUGCUGGUUGUCCGGUCCCUUGCAAGGGUCAGGAUCAGUACGGAAACGGUUGGACGGGGUGUCCUGGAUCCUACGUGACUCGUCCUUGUCCUAAUAGGGCCUUAGGGGAAGCCAAGUGGUUCUGUGAUUCGUAUGGGAACAGUUUCGUUGGCAGUGUACCCGACUACGGCAACUGUACUCACAUGUGGAUUGAGGAGGCUGAGGAAGAGAUUUCAGAAGGCAGAGACGCGGUUCAGAUCGCCAGCUUCAUGCAGAAGUGGGCAAACCGCACGUCGUUCUUCGGCCACGAGCUCAGCGACGUGAUGAGGAUCCUCGGGUCGACGUUCAGGUUGCAUAUGCGGCAGGUGCUCUGGGAGUACCCGGCGAUCCGCCUCAAUAAGUCCGCCAUUUUCACAUCGUCGGCCACAGGAGUUAUGGGCAGACUUCUUGUGUCCAAGCUGGGUCUGGAGCAGCUGGUGGAGUCGCAAAGGGUGUCGCUGGGGUCGGUGUUGAACUCACUGGCAACCAGCGUCGGCUUUACACUCGCCUCCUUAGCUGCAGACCUCGGAGAAAACUUCAAAUACAACGCUACGUUCUUGCCAAGGUAAAGUUGAAAUGAACCCAAGUCCUUCCUCGUGCUUAAUUAGCUCUAAGUUUCAAGGACGUGUGACGAAGUGGAGGAAUAGCUUCGUGGAUUCUUCGACUCGGCACUAGAUUGACGUUAGUAUGCCCAGGCCGCGUCUCCACCGCCGAGAAUAUUACCCCGGUCUUCCAACCUCUUGGCCUAGUUGCUUUACUGACUGAGAUGUAAAAUCACAUUUUCCUACU